Molecule: messenger RNA, 698 nt
Organism: Nannospalax galili (Upper Galilee mountains blind mole rat)
Lineage: Eukaryota; Metazoa; Chordata; Mammalia; Rodentia; Spalacidae
Gene: Pomp
Product: proteasome maturation protein
Exons: 6
Coding region: 178-603 (141 amino acids)
Biological process (GO): proteasome assembly
Cellular component (GO): cytoplasm; nucleus
Source: RefSeq, a predicted model, not a curated record
AUCGCAAGCGUGGGAGCCUCGGCCCGGGGCAGGUCCCUCCACCACCCGCACUCUCUUUCCUUCCUCGCCGGACGGACGCACUUCCGGCGGAUGUAGGGGGCGUCCCCGGAAACGGAAGUGAGAGUCGUGGCCUACUGACAGUAGCGGGUUGAAAGCUGUUCAAGGAACAGGGUGAAAAUGAAUUCUAGAGGACUUGGAUUGCAGCUAAAAGACAGCAUUCCAGUUACUGAACUUUCAGCAAGUGGGCCUUUUGAAAGUCAUGAUCUUCUUCGGAAAGGGUUGUCUUGUGUGAAAAAUGAACUUUUGCCCAGUCAUCCUCUUGAAUUAUCAGAAAAAAAUUUUCAGCUCAACCAAGAUAAAAUGAAUUUUUCUACACUGAGGAACAUCCAGGGUCUCUUUGCUCCACUGAAAUUACAAAUGGAAUUUAAGGCAGUGCAGCAGGUUCAACGUCUUCCAUUUCUCUCCAGCUCAAACCUCUCACUGGAUAUUUUGAGGGGCAGUGAUGAGACUAUUGGUUUUGAAGAUAUUCUUAAUGAUCCAUCACAAAGUGAAUUAAUGGGUGAACCACACUUGAUGGUGGAAUAUAAACUUGGUUUACUGUAAUGCAGCCUGUGUUCAACGAUAGAAGUGCAUCUUGUACGUGUCUUUGUUAUAGUUGAUGUGCACACUAUUAAAGUACUGACACAUGAGCAUCAGCA